AUGACAAAACUGAAAAAUCCGGGGAAAGAUAAUUUAAACACAAAACCAAUUGUAUAUACAUUAUUGAUUUUAUAUUUAAUUUGUGUUUUAGCAUUACAUUUAUAUGAUAAAUUAUUUGAAGAAAAUAAAGAAAUGGCAACCUCCAUCUCAACAAAACAAUUUACAACAAAAGAAGUCAUUCAAUUCUUAUCAAAAUUUAGUGCAUGUGAUGUUUCAGAUUCACUUAAUCAAUUUGGAAUUUCGAAUGGUGGAUUUAUACCCAACUUAGUUAACCGAUCACCGGUAAUAACAAGUAAAACAAAAACUUCAGCUGUUGGUAAAGCUUAUACUGUGUUAUAUGCUCCCAAAUCUGAUCCAAGACCUGCAGUAAAACAAUCAUACAUUGAUCAAGUACCAGAGGAUUCAAUUGUUGUUAUUGGAUUACCUUUAAAUAUACAACUAACAACAGCACCUUAUCAAAAAAUUAAUAAUGCAUUAUAUGGAGGAUUAAUGUCAACUAGAGCUCAAUAUAGAAAAGCCAAUGGUUCAGUUAUAUUAGGAAGAAUUAGAGAUUUAGAUGAACAUAAUGAUUUGAAAUAUCCAGUUUGGUCAUAUGGAGUUGGAACAAGUGCUCCUGGCCCAUUAGUAAAAGUUGUUGGAAUAAAUGUUCCAAUAGAAAUUAAAGUUUCAUCAAUUGAUUCUGACAAGGAUGAAGAUAUAUUAGUUAUUAAUCCUGGUGAUUAUAUAAUUGCAGAUGAAAAUGGAGUAGUGAAAUUAGAAGAUAAUGAAAAUUUGAAUAAAAUUUUGGAUUAUAUACCAAAAAGAGUUGAUGCUGAUAUAAAAGUUAGUGAAGAUAUUAAAACUGGUAAACCUGCCACUGAUUCCCAAAAAUUUUGGCGUGGUAAAAUUUGA
Lodderomyces pseudojiufengensis is the source of this 891-nucleotide messenger RNA. Its product is annotated as bifunctional 4-hydroxy-4-methyl-2-oxoglutarate aldolase/oxaloacetate decarboxylase. The record is from RefSeq and is a predicted model, not a curated record. Bases 1 to 891 code for a protein of 296 amino acids. NCBI's taxonomy places the organism in Eukaryota, Fungi, Ascomycota, Pichiomycetes, Serinales, Debaryomycetaceae. The transcript has a single exon.